Cylicocyclus nassatus is the source of this 665-nucleotide messenger RNA. The record is from the annotation of a GenBank genome assembly. NCBI's taxonomy places the organism in Eukaryota, Metazoa, Nematoda, Chromadorea, Rhabditida, Strongylidae.
AGAUUGACACACUGCCGAGUGAAAUAUGCGAUUGUCAGUUGUUACAGUCAGCGACUCUAGUGCUGAAGGAAGAAGAAAAGAUCUGAGCGGUCCGGCAAUUGUCGAACUGGUUAACUCAUCCACAAAGCUACGAAACGCAAAAGUUGUGGCAGCUGUGACUGUGCCUGAUGAGCGAGCUGUGAUCGAAGCGUUGUUGGUGGAGCGUUGUAGUGACAGUGACGUGAUCAUAACGACCGGUGGGACUGGAUUUGCUGCUAGGGAUGUUACGCCAGAGGCGACAAUAGAUGUUGUGGACCGCCGCUGCACGGGUUUGGAAGUGGCUUUACAUUCCCAUUCAUUAGCAGCUACGCCUCUGGCCGCCCUGAGUAGAGCGGUGGCAGGCAUACGCGGCAAGACUCUCAUUGUAAAUUUUCCGGGAAGCGUAAAAGCUGUUAAGGAGUGCUGGGAAGUAUUGGAGCCAAUACUAAAUCAUGCAGUCGAUCUGUUAUGUGACCAAGAUGAUGGCUCAGUACAUAAAGCCAUGGCUAAUGAAGAUGUGUCAGGGAAGUAACCGAGAUGAACUAUGCGAGCUGCCCACCUUGUUUGAAUUUCUUACAUGUUGACACAUUUAAUGUUCUUUUUACACUUCUUACAAGGUUUUUGUUCAUAAAUGUUGUAGAUCUGGA